UGGUCAUAACGUUCAUUGUUUUCAAAAGUCCCAUCACUUGAUGUUGUGGUCUUCAGCUUCGUCUUCUUCUUGGAAGUACACCACUUCUGGAACAUGGUUGCCACAGGAAAGCAAGCAUUCAAAGGCGUUUAUGACCGCUUCCUGGACCCGAAGUGAAAAUCAUGAGCAAACGAAGCUCGGGGCUUUGGAUGAGACGCAGCCUUCCCGAAGGCCAAUAGUUGCUCCUCUGAAUGGCUUGGUGAACGCCAGUGGAGGCCUCCACUCUCGGGCUUCCUAUACUCCCAGGUCUGCACCAAGGACGAUGAGGGCUUCCUGGCCUAGCCUGGAAAUUGGAAGAGCCGACGUUGAAGCGAUGGACUGGUGGUUUUCCGAGUUUGAGUCCCAGCUUGCAAAUGCUGUACCUGAUUCGAGGUGCCUCUAUCCCUGGUUGCAACAAGCUCCCGACUUCAAGGAGGUAGAGAAAGAACUCUCGGGAAACUUUACUUUCAAGGAUUUCAAGCAGGGCUGGAACUUCAUGGACUUCUCCAACUUUUCCGUUUGGUAUGAGGAGCAAGCACGAAGAAGCUCAAUGUCUCCUUUAGAGGCCGAGCCAAGUUGGCCACCUAUCUUGGAGGCUGACCUGCAGGGCACUGCUGGCGCUGCUGGCGCGAGUAGUUCUUCUCAAGGGCCAGGUUUUUCAGCAAAUAUACCCGCGCCCAAGCCACUUCGAUUUGAGCAAAAAGACAGCAGGAGGUCAAGCGAGACCCGGACAAGCGUGGGAUGUUCAGUUGGUUCUACUUCAAGUGCACCAGGAACAACUUCACUGACUCCGCGACUGUGCGAACAUAUGCCGGUCAAAGUCUCGAGUGGUGACAUGCAGCAGUCCAGAGAAGGUCGGUGCCAUUCAGCAAGGUAGGUCUCUUUGGAUUUGCUUCUCACAUCUCAAGUCGGAGCUGUCACCGGCUGUCCAGCCAAUGUUGCUGCAGCUCGAGAAAAGUGCCUGCGACCUGUUGUGAUUUAUCUAUCAUGUUUGUUGGUUUGGGAUUCUUUGCUGAUCUGCUCGCUCGCUCAAACUUGCAUUGUUUUUUUGCACGCAGAUAGG
Molecule: messenger RNA, 1081 nt
Organism: Durusdinium trenchii
Lineage: Eukaryota; Dinophyceae; Suessiales; Symbiodiniaceae
Source: the annotation of a GenBank genome assembly